This is a messenger RNA of Drosophila arizonae, 363 nucleotides long. RefSeq lists its product as uncharacterized. NCBI's taxonomy places the organism in Eukaryota, Metazoa, Arthropoda, Insecta, Diptera, Drosophilidae. The record is from RefSeq and is a predicted model, not a curated record.
GCUCCCAUCAACGUUGCUCCGGCUCCAACCAACCAGUACAUCCCUCCAGCAGCUCCCGCUCCCAUCCAAGCUGAUGCCCCAGCACCAGUUGCUCCAGUCUCUCURCCAGCCCCGGCUCCGGUCAACCAGUACAUCCCUCCUGCCGCUCCCGCUCAGGCUCCCAUCCGUGYUCCCGCCCCCGCACCAGCGCUGGCCCCCCAGCCCUCUCUGGAGGAGAUCGAGCCCAUCUCUAAUGAUGGAUACCGCUACAAGACCGUGCGUCGUAUCAUCCGUCGCCGCUUCUAAGCAGUGAUCGAGAGUCCUAAGUCUAGGGCGAUGACAAGAAGUUGAUUCAAUAAAAAAAAAUAUUAAGUUUGUAAAAAA